This is a messenger RNA of Schistocerca americana (American grasshopper), 3054 nucleotides long. Its product is annotated as fibrous sheath CABYR-binding protein-like. The transcript has 2 exons. The coding region runs from base 1 to 3054 and encodes 1017 amino acids. Lineage: Eukaryota; Metazoa; Arthropoda; Insecta; Orthoptera; Acrididae. The record is from RefSeq and is a predicted model, not a curated record.
AUGAUGAGCCACCAGCAGACAGUAGAAACUAUUGCAGAAUGGGCUGAUGAGCCCCCUAACGAGAAGUUGGACAGAGAUGAUGAGCCACCAGCAGACUCAGUAGAAACUAUUGCAGAAUGGGCUGAUGAGCCCUCUAACGAGAAGUUGGAUAGAGAUGAUGAGCCACCAGCAGACUCAGUAGGAACUAUUGUAGAAUGGGCUGAUGAGCCCCCUAACGAGAAGCUGGAUAGUGAUGAUGAGCCACCAGCAGACUCAGUAGAAACUAUUGCAGAAUGGGCUGAUGAGCCCCCUAACGAGAAGUUGGAUAGUGAUGAUGAGUCACCAGCAAACUCAGUAGAAACUAUUGAAGAAUGGGCUGAUGAGCCCCCUAACGAGAAGUUGGACAGAGAUGAUGAGCCACCAGCAGACUCAGUAGAAACUAUUGCAGAAUGGGCUGAUGAGCCCUCUAACGAGAAGUUGGAUAGAGAUGAUGAGCCACCAGCAGACUCAGUAGAAACUAUUGCAGAAUGGGCUGAUGAACCUCCUAACGAGAAGUUGGAUAUAGAUGAUGAGCCACCAGCAGACUCAGUAGAAACUAUUGCAGAAUGGGCUGAUAAGCCCCCUAACGAGAAGUUGGAUAGUGAUGAUGAGUCACCAGCAAACUCAGUAGAAUCUAUUGAAGAAUGGGCUGAUGAGCCCCCUAACGAGAAGUUGGACAGAGAUGAUGAGCCACCAGCAGACUCAGUAGAAACUAUUGCAGAAUGGGCUGAUGAGCCCUCUAACGAGAAGUUGGAUAGAGAUGAUGAGCCACCAGCAGACUCAGUAGGAACUAUUGUAGAAUGGGGUGAUGAGCCCCCUAACGAGAAGUUGGAUAGUGAUGAUGAGCCACCAGCAGACUCAGUAGAAACUAUUGUAGAAUGGGGUGAUGAGCCCCCUAACGAGAAGUUGGAUAUAGAUGAUGAGCCACCAGCAGACUCAGUAGAAACUAUUGCAGAAUGGGCUGAUGAGCCCUCUAGUGAGAAGUUGGAUAGAGAUGAUGAGCCACCAGCAGACUCAGUAGAAACUAUUGCAGAAUGGGGUGAUGAGCCCCCUAACGAGAAGUUGGAUAGUGAUGAUGAGCCACCAGCAGACUCAUUGGAUAUAGAUGAUGAGCCACCAGCAGACUCAGUAGAAACUAUUGCAGAAUGGGCUGAUGAGCCCUCUAGUGAGAAGUUGGAUAGAGAUGAUGAGCCACCAGCAGACUCAGUAGAAACUAUUGCAGAAUGGGCUGAUGAGCCCCCUAACGAGAAGUUGGAUAGUGAUGAUGAGCCACCAGCAGACUCAGUAGAAACUAUUGCAGAAUGGGCUGAUGAGCCCUCUAACGAGAAGUUGGAUAGAGAUGAUGAGCCACCAGCAGACUCAGUAGGAACUAUUGUAGAAUGGGCUGAUGAGCCCCCUAACGAGAAGCUGGAUAGUGAUGAUGAGCCACCAGCAGACUCAGUAGAAACUAUAGCAGAAUGGGCUGAUGCGCCCCCUAACGAGAAGUUGGAUAUAGAUGAUGAGCCACCAGCAGACUCAGUAGAAACUAUUGCAGAAUGGGCUGAUGAGCCCCCUAACGAGAAGUUGGAUAGAGAUGAUGAGCCACCAGCAGACUCUGUAGGAACUAUUGUAGAAUGGGGUGAUGAGCCCCCUAACGAGAAGUUGGAUAGUGAUGAUGAGCCACCAGCAGACUCAGUAGAAACUAUUGUAGAAUGGGGUGGUGAGCCCCCUAACGAGAAGUUGGAUAUAGAUGAUGAGCCACCAGCAGACUCAGUAGAAACUAUUGCAGAAUGGGCUGGUGAGCCCUCUAGUGAGAAGUUGGAUAGAGAUGAUGAGCCACCAGCAGACUCAGUAGAAACUAUUGCAGAAUGGGCUGAUGAGCCCCCUAACGAGAAGUUGGAUAGUGAUGAUGAGCCACCAGCAGACUCAGUAGAAACUAUUGCAGAAUGGGCUGAUGAGCCCUCUAACGAGAAGUUGGAUAGAGAUGAUGAGCCACCAGCAGACUCAGUAGGAACUAUUGUAGAAUGGGCUGAUGAGCCCCCUAACGAGAAGCUGGAUAGUGAUGAUGAGCCACCAGCAGACUCAGUAGAAACUAUAGCAGAAUGGGCUGAUGAGCCCCCUAACGAGAAGUUGGAUAUAGAUGAUGAGCCACCAGCAGACUCAGUAGAAACUAUUGCAGAAUGGGCUGAUGAGCCCCCUAACGAGAAGUUGGAUAGAGAUGAUGAGCCACCAGCAGACUCUGUAGGAACUAUUGUAGAAUGGGGUGAUGAGCCCCCUAACGAGAAGUUGGAUAGUGAUGAUGAGCCACCAGCAGACUCAGUAGAAACUAUUGUAGAAUGGGGUGGUGAGCCCCCUAACGAGAAGUUGGAUAUAGAUGAUGAGCCACCAGCAGACUCAGUAGAAACUAUUGCAGAAUGGGCUGGUGAGCCCUCUAGUGAGAAGUUGGAUAGAGAUGAUGAGCCACCAGCAGACUCAGUAGAAACUAUUGCAGAAUGGGCUGAUGAGCCCCCUAACGAGAAGUUGGAUAGUGAUGAUGAGCCACCAGCAGACUCAGUAGAAACUAUUACAGAAUGGGCUGAUGAGCCCUCUAACGAGAAGUUGGAUAGAGAUGAUGAACCACCAGCAGACUCAAUAGAAACUAUUGCAGAAUGGGCUGAUGAGUGCUCUAAUGAGGCAUGUUUGGAAGCCACCUCUACCUUUGCAGCAUAUUGUCGAUUUAGAGCUUCUCUUAGUUGUGGCCUUAUGAAACUAACGCCCUUAAAAACAGGACCAUUUCCGAACAAAACAGCCUUUAUCGUUACAGGCCCAUCGAAGAAGAGGGCCUUUACUCAACGGAAGGUGUGUCCUAUUAAGGCGGCCUUCAUAGUCACAGGCCCUCCAAAGAUAAGAGCAUUUACUCCAGAGAAGGUCUGUCCCAUUAAAACGUCCUUUUGUGUUACUGAACCACCGAAGAAGAAGGCAUUCACUUGUAAAUUUUUUGUACCAAGUAAAACUCAAGUCUCUGGUUUUGAUGUGACUAACAAUAUGAAGUGCCCUUCAAAAUUGGGUCAGUCUUGA